Messenger RNA from Oncorhynchus tshawytscha (Chinook salmon), 4572 nucleotides. RefSeq names its product transgelin-3. Lineage: Eukaryota; Metazoa; Chordata; Actinopteri; Salmoniformes; Salmonidae. The transcript is spliced from 5 exons. The record is from RefSeq and is a predicted model, not a curated record. The coding region runs from base 197 to 796 and encodes 199 amino acids. Gene Ontology annotation, molecular function: protein binding.
AUCACUGAACUCGCGUGGCUCUGAAAGCUGUGGCGAGUCGGAGAACAGUUGCUGAGUAGGGAUGCUGAGCUUGGUACUGCACCCCUCAAAGAUGUACAAUUUGAACAGCAUGUGACUGCAGAUCCGGACUAACGACCAGGAACGGAGAGAAGCGGACCAUACAUUCAUUUAAAAUUAGUCUCUAACUCUGGCAGCCAUGGCUAACAGAGGACCCAGCUACGGACUGAGUAGGGAGGUUCAGGAGAAGAUAGACCAGAAGUAUAUUCUGGACCUGGAGGCCAGACUAGUGGACUGGAUCAUCUUGCAGGUUGGGGGGAACAUAGAGCGACCAGAGCCUGGGAGACUGAACUUCCAGAGCUGGCUCAAAGAUGGAACAAUUCUUUGUAGGCUCAUUAACAGCCUAUAUCCCCCUGGUCAAGAGCCCAUAAAGAAGAUCCCAGAGACAAAAAUGGUCUUCAAGCAGAUGGAAAAGAUCUCCCAGUUCCUGCAUGCAGCUGAAGCUUAUGGGCUGAUCACCGGGGACCUUUUCCAGACUGUGGACCUGUGGGAAGGGAAGGAUAUGGCUGCCGUGCAAAGGACCUUGUCGGCUCUAGGCAGUAUGGCACUCACAAAGGAUGAUGGUCAAUAUCGUGGUGAACCUGAUUGGUUUCAUAAGAAAGCUCAGGGAAACCGGCGGGAGUUUUCUGAGGAGCAGCUGCGUCAAGGCCGUAGUCUGAUUGGCAUGCAGAUGGGCGGCAACUCAGGGGCGUCUCAGUCUGGCAUGACAGGGUACGGCAUGCCACGCCAGAUAAUGUAAAAAUGUCACUUGGCUCCCCUAUACGGAUCCAAAGUUGCUCUCUCAUUAGCUCAGGGGCAGCGUGAAGUUUCCCUGAUGAUCUCUCUAUAGGGGCCCUAGAUGUCACUUCAUACUGAAAAUCUGAGCGCUCUAAUGGAGCAUUACAGACAUCCUUCAAAAAAAACCUUUUAUGCGCACAGUGGCUCUACAGCUGCAUUUACACAGGCAGCCCAACUCUGAUAUUUUUUCCACUAAUUGGUAUUUUGACCAAUCACAGAUCUUUUUCCAGAGGUGAUCCAAUUGGUCAAAAGACAAAUUACUGGGGGGAAAAAAUAUCAGAAUUGGGCUGCCUGUGUAAACAGCCUUCACUCAGUUACAUGGUCAGGUGUGUCAUUUCGAUCAGUGCGGAUAUAUGUUGUCUGUGAAUUAGACUGGUGUUCCAAGGUUUCUGUCAACACAGUUGUGACACGACAGCAUGGAACUGUGCCAUUGUCAAAGAAGACAUUUUUGGUUAUUUAGGAAAGUCAUUGUAAUGAUAGUCACAAUAGUAUUACAUUAGAGUAUUCUUUAUUCAGGUAAUUUACAGCACGACUAGUCUUAUUUUUUACUACAGUGUGGAAUGUGAACGCUAUACAGCAAUUUUCUUUCACAUAACUUGGUUGCAUGCUAAUGUUCAGUAUUGAAUGUAUUUUCUGGUUUAAUUUAUAUUACUUAAUGUACACAGAUGUAUGAGUACUGUGUGAAAUGUAUCAUGUUAUAUAUUUACAGAAUUUUCCCCCAAUUGGUUUCAAAAUCCUCUAGGCCUCUAUGGAUUAAAUCCUUCAUGAUGGUUUGGACUGAAAAAUCUCCCCCAUUUGUCCUUUCCUCAAGCGAAUUGCUGUUCCUUGCGACAGGGUAGGUGAAUCUUAGCCAGCUCGCUGUCACAGUCAAGCACCAGAUGGUUCUUUGCUCUCUGGGUUAUGGCAAAUUCUGUAGUUCCAGCCAAUCCUGUGCACAUGUCCUAGUCAUUGAUGACAGUUAACCAUUAAAAAACAUGAAGCAUAGACCUGUCAAAUAAAGUUCAGAGUAAAUGUUAGCCAUAUCAGAAGCAACAAAUUUAAUUCCAGAAGUCAAAGAAUACAUCAAGCAAACAUUUGUUUAUUCAAUAAGAGGAAACUAUAUCCAGGUACUAUUAUUAACCACAUAAUGGGACUACAUUUUGUAAUAGGCUGCAUUAAUUAAUUUCAAAAGGAUAACAUAAUGCUGUCAACAGUAACAGCAAAUACUGGAAUGUUAAAACUGGACAGAAACAUUUAUACUAAAAACGGCCAAUCUUCCUCUGGGAAGACUACAGGUGGACAGCAACCCUCUCAAUCAGCUACGGGCUGUUUAUCUUCAUCCAUCUUUCUCUGAAAAGAAAAUCAGUGGGAUAUUCAAAUGGGGGUAUUAACUCAAUACCAAGAACACCAGCUAAAACAGAUCCCCUAAAAAGUCUCAUAUCUUUCCAUUUGGUCAAGAUUCCACAAGCAUAGGUAAAACUCGCUUAAAUCAACAAUGUUUCCCUAUGAAGGUGAUGAUUAUUCAAGAUAUUUAUUGUUAAAAAUGUACAUUUGACAGUAAAACCUGAAGAAUGUUGAGAAUGUAUUGUGGGCUCCAAGGUCAACUACAUUUUCCUACCAAUACACCACAAAGUAAAGAUUCAUAAGAAUGACUUGUUACAGUUGAAAAUUACCUUCAGGUUUAGGUAAUGUGCCUCACUGCUACAGUGGACUGAUUUGGCUGUAUUCUCAUUGGUGUAGAAGAUGUUGCACAGCUUGCAGAAGAAUCCAGUCCUUGGCACCAGAUAGUCUAACCCUGCAAAUAAAAGGACAGAAAAAAAACGUAACUUGUUUUUGUCCUCCCUGAUAUCCCCAUCACCCAUGAUCAUUAAAAAAAAGACAGCCAAACUGAAACAGAAGUCAGUAUCUCUCUAGUCUCUUACCAACUGGGUUGUUGGGUUGAUAAGGACCCAGAGGCUCCUGCUGCUUCUUCUUCUCCUCCUCUCCCUCUGGGACAGCUUCCACACCACUGGUCUCCUCACCCUCAAGGUCCACACAUACCCCCUUACUAUCAGACACAGGUCGCUGGACAUCCUGGCCAUACAAACACAAUCAUGUCUAUCACAUAUUCAUUCUAUUCAGCCUGAGAUUGCGAGGCCAACACCAAUACAUCAUUUCACUAUUCUCUGUGAAGCGUAUUAACUGACUACAUCUUGACUAACUGGGCAACUAUAAAAGUAUUGUUCACAGAAAUGCCUAAAUACAUAAAUAUUUCAGCAAGCAUUUCACUAAACAAGGUAAUCUCUCACCUCGUUUAAAUUGGGGAAACAAAAUUAUAGCAAAUAACCUUCUCUUUCACCACUGGAGAGUGGCUUUUGGCUGACUGGCCAUUAGUCUCAUCUCCAUGGCGAUCUCUUGUUCUUCUGUUGUUCUGACUGGCCAACCACAGCUCAUACUUGACUGGAGGCUUCCUGUAUCCAGAGUACAGAAUACAAUGUCAACCCAGUACUUGAACUCAUAUAGUCCAGUUUAACCAUAUAACACAAUAUUAUUGUAAUCUGAGAUUGAUAUCAAUUGGAAGAAUGAAGUAUUCAACUAGCAGUGGACGUUGGCUGGAUAGGAUAUCAGCAUUCUUCAAAUUCAACUUGAACUCAUUUCCAUCAUCUACUCUGCUGCACACUUCCACUGUAUAUUCUUAGGGGCUAUUGAAAAUUACUUACCAGGAUAUCAGUGAGUCUCCCUUUUUGCACAAACUGACCCUUAUCAGGGUGCCGUAAAAUCUGGGAGGACGUUGGAAGCACUUCUUCACCAUUUUCUGAGCGGCUUCCACACUCUCAAACUGGAUAUAACACUGGAGGGGGGAAAGAAGAAAAGUGAAUCCUUUACCAAUAGAAAAACACAUUAAGUCCUCCCUAAAGAAAUGGGCUGGUGAAACCUUACCUUUCUAUGAACCCAGUUCAAAUGAUAGCCAGUGAUUUUCCCAAAAGGCUGGGCAAGCCGUAACAGAGAGACGUCCGAGUACUUCUGCCGUGGAAGCAAACAAAUGUAGAUAGAUCUCCCACUGGGACUCUACAAUGACAGAAACAUAGUCACAUUACACAUAAUACUAAUCUUUGUGUUACAAAUAUUGACUAUAUGCUAGGUGUGUAGCUUAGCUUAUUACAAUUAAUUCAUCAAAUGCAUAAUGUGUAAAGCAUAGGUACUACACCAAACCAACCUCCAACUUUUUCUGUGAAUAGCACAUUCUAAUAUCGACAGGUUUCCCCAACAACUGUCCUUUGCCUUUGUAGAAUUUCACCAUCUUAUGCGCUUCAUCGGUAGUAUCAAGCUCUAACCAUCCCUGCAAAUAUAGAAAAAGCACAACGGCAUACAAACUAUGAUAACAUUAUUUCCAUCCCAUAAACAAACUAGAUAACUGAUCCCCAAAUAACAUAUGGGCAAGUAACAUAAUUAUGAACCUACCUCCUGUCUGAAGAAGGAUAUGGUACGGUUUACAACUUUCACGUUUGCUCGCUCUGCCAGUUUCAAGAUGGCCACCUCUACGUCUCUAUAGCCCUUUCUGAUUGGGCUAAUAUGGACAACUUUUCCAUCCUGUAGAAAACAGUCUUACUGAGCAACCUACAAGCAAUAAUGUUGGAUAAAAAAACUACUUCUACACUUUUGAUACAUUCCAACUACACGUUUCUAAAUUAACCAUGUAGUCUAGUGAACCAUGUAAAAUACCAACCCAUGAAGAAUCCUUUGACUCUGCAAAUAAAAAGAAAAGUCAUUUGUAUAAAU